AUGACUCGGGCCGACCAGAUCCGUACGAUUGGAUAUCAUCAGCAUAAAGGUAACAAUGAAAACCUCUCUGAUGACAUCUGCAGUGUACAUAUGUGUGUAGCACAUUGUGAUUAUCCGCUAGGGACUCUACUGCUUAAGUUAGCAUACGAUGCCUAUCCAUCUGAAAUAUUGAAGUGUGAACCAGGCAAGAUAUGCUGCACAAUUAGUGGUUCAAGUGUGAUCAUGAUCCUCCACAAAAAAAUUAAAGGUCUGGAGCAACGACCUUCCCACGGUGGAGCCGAUUGGACCAAUUGCUGGCGUCAAGACCAACAGCCUCCAACAAACCGUUGCAACUUCCCCUCCCAACCUGGAUGUCAAAGCGGGGUCAACGGGGAAGAUAUCAACAUCGUUAACAUCUACAUCCCUCCACAAUCCGUCUCUCCCUCCGGUUUCGCAGCUUCAAUAUCAACAUUUCUAGAUAUACCAAACGUGGCUGUGUUAGGUGAUAUGAAUGCACAUGUUCCGCUCUGGUACUCAGGCCUGGAAGAUUCACGAGGAGAAGCCCUGGCCUGGGAAAUCGAAAACUCAGAAUGUGGCACACUCAACACGGAUACCCCAACCCGUUGGGAACAGAAGCUAGAGGGAAACUCGCGGGGCGGGAAUGAAAAGCGAGGGAAAACCGCGGGGGGAUAUUUUUCGUGCGGGAAGUACCGCGGGACGGGAAAAAUUUUAGAGGGAAAACCGCAGUUGACUUGA
Molecule: messenger RNA, 735 nt
Organism: Helobdella robusta
Lineage: Eukaryota; Metazoa; Annelida; Clitellata; Rhynchobdellida; Glossiphoniidae
Exons: 3
Coding region: 1-735 (244 amino acids)
Molecular function (GO): catalytic activity
Source: RefSeq, a predicted model, not a curated record